This is a messenger RNA of Antechinus flavipes (yellow-footed antechinus), 2821 nucleotides long. RefSeq names its product solute carrier organic anion transporter family member 1B1-like. Bases 1 to 2001 code for a protein of 666 amino acids. Lineage: Eukaryota; Metazoa; Chordata; Mammalia; Dasyuromorphia; Dasyuridae. Gene Ontology annotation, molecular function: protein binding. Gene Ontology annotation, biological process: transmembrane transport; sodium-independent organic anion transport. The transcript is spliced from 13 exons. The record is from RefSeq and is a predicted model, not a curated record. Gene Ontology annotation, cellular component: membrane.
AUGUUCAUGAUAGCCCUGUCAUUCAGUUUUAUUUGCAAAUCACUUGCAGGAAUUGUUAUGAAAAGUUCUAUCACUCACAUAGAAAGAAGAUUUGGUACAACAUCAUCUGAGGCUGGUUUAAUUGAUGGAAGCUUUGAAAUGGGCAAUUUACUAUUUCUAACACUGGUAAGUCAUUUUGGAUCCAAAUCACACAUUCCACGAAUAAUUGGAACUGGGUGUUUCAUUAUGGGAAUUGGAAGUAUUUUAACUUGCUCACCUCACUUUUUCAUGGGAUAUUACAGAUAUGACUCAACAUUAAGUGUUAAGGCACUUGAGAAUUCAACAGGAAUCUACACUCCUUGCUCAACUGAUCUCAAUUCAACAGGCUAUAGCAAAUCAUCUGCACUAUUAAAAUCAAGUUGCAAAAAUGAAUCUGGUUUACCCAUGUGGAUAUAUGUGCUUAUGGGAAACAUGUUACGUGGGAUUGGGGAAAGCCCAAUUACACCCCUGGGAAUCACCUACAUUGAUAAUUUUGCUGAAGAAGGACAUUCUACUUUUUACAUAGGUAUUUUGCAUUCAUUAUCAAUGUUUGGCCCUCUAUUUGGUUUUCUCCUGGGAUCAUUAUGUGCAAAACUGUAUGUGGAUAUUGGAUAUGUGGACUUAAAUACCAUAACAAUAAAGCCAACAGACUCCCGUUGGGUUGGUGCAUGGUGGCUUGGCUUUCUCAUAAUGGGAAUCCUUAGUAUUGCUGCUGGGAUACCAUUCUUUUUCAUCCCCAAGAGUCUGGAAAAACCAACAAAAGAAAGGAAAAUUUCUGCAUCUUUGGAUAUAUCUAGUACCAAUGAAAGUAGAAGUCAAAGGACAAAUUUUAAAAAUCCAGAACAAAAAAAGGAGUCUAAAAAUUUGGCAGGCUUCUUCCACUCCUUGAAAUGCAUUCUUAGUAACUGGAUGUACAUUAUCUACUUGAUUCAUUCGUUGUUUUCCUUUAGUAGUUUUAUUGGCUACAUUACUUUUAUGACAAAAUUUUUAGAACAGUACUUUGGCCAGUCAAUUUCUAAAUUGAAUUUUUUCAUUGGAAUAAUAAUCAUGCCUGUUGUUAGCAUUUCAAUUUUUUUGGGAGGAUUUAUUUCUAGAAAACUUAAACUGAAAACCCUUGGAAAUACCAAACUAUUAUUUAUUUCUUAUAUUUGUGCUACUGCUUUUCAAGUAUUACUUUUGUCAUUCAAUUGUGAAAGAAGAUCAGUAGCUGGUUUAACAGUAACUUACGAUGGGAAUAACCUAAGGACACAUCCUCAAAACACCUCAUUUCCUUUCUGCAACUCAGAGUGUAAUUGUGAUGCCAAUCUAUGGGAUCCUGUUUGUGGGGAUAAUGGAAUCACUUACAUGUCCCCAUGUUUGGCUGGAUGCAAAUCUUCAGUAGGUCAUGGAAACGAUUUGGUCUUUCAUAACUGUAGCUGUAUUGAAGCUCACAAUUUCCAGUCCAGCACCACCUCAGCUCAUUUGGGCCAAUGCUCAAUGUCAGAUGAUUGUUCGAGAAAGUUUAUUUAUUUUAUGGCAGUGCAAACUUUGAGCUCUUUCUUUGUGGGAUUAGGAGGUUCCCCCAAAACGGUGCUGACUUUUAAGAAUGUUGAGCCUGAACUGAAAUCACUUGCAGUGGCUAUUCAUUUACUGAUUUUGAGAACAUUAGGAGGAAUUUUAGCCCCCAUAUAUUUUGGAGCAGCAAUAGACUCAUCAUGUCUGAAAUGGGCCACCAAUAACUGUGGAGGUAAAGGGGCUUGUAGAAUAUAUGACUCCAUAUCUUAUAGAAACAUCUUCUUUUCCUUGGUUGUAGGGUUAAAUGUACCAUCAAUCAUCUUAUUAAUCAUAUUAUACAUGGUUAUGAAGAAAAAAUAUGGAAAAAAUAAUAUUGGCCAAUCUAGUAAUGGGGAAAUAGAUGUGGAUGAAUCAAAUCUUAGAGAGCCUUUAAAAAAUAACAAACAAUUUAUUACCUCUGUCCAUGAGGACAGUGAAACACGCAUUUAAAAAAAAAAAAAAAAACAAAGCAAGGUUGUACUAUUAUUUGUUUUCAACCAAGAUACCUUUGCUUCCUUCUUUAAUGAAAUUCAAAAGCAUCAGGAACCAAAAUGUCAUCUAGGAGCAGUUAGUUUAUUCAGUUAUUUUUGAGCUAAAACUGUUCUUUUUCACUGAGAAUAUGUAUACUUAAUUAAUUUAUAUAUAUACUUAAUUAAUUUGGAAUAUGGAAAUGAUAAUAAUACAAAACCUAAAUGAAAAAAAAAGGUAAUGGAACAUCUUGUUGCGGUGUAGUUCUGAUCAUGAUGAAAGUCAUAUCAUUGUACACAUAUUAUUGUUUGCAUUGUUCACAUAACAUUGUAAGAAACAACAACAACAACAACAAAUGACCUGUGAGAUUUAAUAGAUAAUUAGAGGCGAAAUAUUUGUUGAGUUAAUUAUUCCCUUAAGUUAUUCAAAUAGGUAGAUACUCUGGACACAGUUCAAUGAAAAGAUGAAAGAACCACCUAUGGUAGAAAAGAAAAAGAUGCUCAUUUGUUUGACCAUCUUAACCCAUAUGCCAAUAUAUAGAAUUGCCACUCAAUGUAAAACUAUAAGUCUUUCGUUUUCUUGCACUGGAAAAAAAAAUCAUAUAAAGGCAUGAGCAUUGAAAAAAAAUGUGAUUUAUCUUCAUUGCAAAUAUGAGGGCAAAAAUGUUUGCAACACUUUUUUAAUUGUCUCCCCAUUCCCUAAUUAAAUUGUCUUCCCAAUUCCCUGAUUCAACAUUACUCACUUCCUGAUAUAUAAUUAUUUGAAUUUGUUUAAAAUAAAUGUGAAUAAAACAUUAAUAAGA